Messenger RNA from Pipistrellus kuhlii (Kuhl's pipistrelle), 630 nucleotides. It is a transcript of the gene DEFB103B, whose product is annotated as defensin beta 103B. The transcript is spliced from 3 exons. Gene Ontology annotation, molecular function: chemoattractant activity; CCR6 chemokine receptor binding. NCBI's taxonomy places the organism in Eukaryota, Metazoa, Chordata, Mammalia, Chiroptera, Vespertilionidae. Gene Ontology annotation, biological process: defense response to bacterium; cell chemotaxis. Gene Ontology annotation, cellular component: extracellular region. Bases 26 to 331 code for a protein of 101 amino acids. The record is from RefSeq and is a predicted model, not a curated record.
CCGUGAUAUUACAGGAAUUGCCACCAUGGCUCAUGGCUUACACUCCCCAUGGCUGUGGACUGGGAACCUUUAUAAAGUCCACAGGCACAGCUUCUUGGCCAGUCUCCUGAGCUGUGAGGCCAUCAGCAUGAGGAUCUCUUACCUGGUCUUUGGGUUGCUGCUUCUGUGCCUGGUGCCUGCUCCAGGUUACGGAGGGAUCAUAAGCACAGUGCAGAGGUAUUUUUGCAAAGUGAGGAGUGGCCGCUGCGCCUUGGUGAGCUGCCUCCCCAAGGAGGAGCACAUAGGCAGCUGCUCGAUAAACGGCCGAAAGUGCUGCCGGAGGAGGAAGUGAAGGUCCUGGGCACGGGGAGAAUGUUGUCACGUGCGAAGACGCCUGUGUGGAGUUUAUAAAAGCAAAAUUACAGCUUUGCUCGGCUUGCUGGUCGUAGUUGCAACGGAAAGGUGGAAUCUGCAUGGCAUUUCGUUGCUCUGGAGGUAGACGACAGAUAGGCGGCUGCCGCUUCCCAGGAAUCAAAUGCUGUAGCAUAUAGCAAGUGGAGAUGAAGAAGCUGCAGUCACUGACGAUGGCAGAAGUGUGUCCUUCACAAAGAUGUGACAUUUAAAUAAAAUCAACUCACAUUAGACUCAGAA